Molecule: messenger RNA, 1906 nt
Organism: Trichomycterus rosablanca
Lineage: Eukaryota; Metazoa; Chordata; Actinopteri; Siluriformes; Trichomycteridae
Gene: ppil2
Product: peptidylprolyl isomerase (cyclophilin)-like 2
Exons: 21
Coding region: 142-1692 (516 amino acids)
Biological process (GO): protein folding; protein peptidyl-prolyl isomerization; protein polyubiquitination
Cellular component (GO): catalytic step 2 spliceosome
Molecular function (GO): peptidyl-prolyl cis-trans isomerase activity; ubiquitin protein ligase activity
Source: RefSeq, a predicted model, not a curated record
CAACAUCUGCAUUGAAGGUGGCCAUGCGGUUGAUGCCGGGAGCAUUUACGAGACUGCCAUGCAGCCCUGGCAACCUAUAGGUGUCUUAUCAGCUAAUAUGACAACGUUUGCUGCCCAAAGAGCAAAGCUGCACUAAAUCACAUGUACAUCACAUGUGCAGAGUACACUCAUUUUUAUGGAGGGAAAAAAGCAGAAAUCCCACAGGCUAAUUUCAGGCGUUUACCGUUUGAUCAUUGUAGUUUAUCUCUUCAGCCGUUUGAGUAUCCCAUGUGCACGACUGAGGGUGUGGUGUUUGACCUAAUGAGCAUAGUUCCAUGGAUUAAGAAGUUUGGAACGAAUCCCACCUCAGGAGAGAAACUUGAUGCCAAGUCCCUCAUCAAGCUUAACUUCGGCAAGAACAAUGAAGGAAAGUACCACUGCCCUGUUCUUUACAACGUCUUCACCAACAACUCGCACAUCGUGGCUAACAAAAUCACCGGCAAUGUUUUCUCAUAUGAGGCCGUCGAGCAGCUCAACAUCAAGACAAAGACUUACAAAGACCUGCUGACGGAUGAGCCGUUUAGUCGCCAGGAUAUCAUCACACUGCAGGACCCCACUAACCUGGACAAAUUCAACGUGUCUGAUUUUUUCCACGUGAAAAACAACAUGAAAGUUUUGGAUCCAGAUGAGGAGAAGGCGAAGCAGCACCCGGCGUAUCACCUAAAAAGCACCAAUCUGGAGACGCGGGAGACCCUGGCUGAACUCUAUAAGGAGUAUAAGGGUGAUGAGCUGCUAGCCUCAACCAUGAAGGAGCCUGUGGCCAAGAAGACAGACAAGCUUAACGCUGCUCAUUACUCUACAGGGAGAGUUUCUGCCUCCUUCACCUCCACUGCCAUGGCUCCAGCCACCAUACAUGAAGCAGAUGCCAUAGCAGACGACACGGUCCGAUACAGUUAUGUAAAGAAAAAAGGCUACGUCCGUCUGCAUACCAACAAAGGAGACCUAAAUAUGGAGCUGCACUGUGAUAAGAUUCCUAAAGCGAGUGAGAACUUUAUAAAGCUGUGUAAGAAAGGAUACUACGAUGGAACAAUAUUUCAUCGUUCCAUUCGAAACUUCAUGAUUCAAGGAGGAGACCCAACAGGCACUGGGACAGGCGGCGAGUCAUUCUGGGGGAGGCCGUUUAAGGAUGAGUUCAAGCCCAAUUUCUCGCACACUGGUCGUGGAAUACUUAGCAUGGCUAAUUCCGGCCCCAACACCAACAAAUCUCAGUUCUUUAUAACCUUUCGCUCGUGCACAUACCUGGACAGGAAACACACCGUGUUUGGCAGGGUGGUGGGUGGAUUUGAGGCCCUAACAGCCAUGGAGAAUGUGGAGAGUGAUCCAAAAACUGACAAACCCAAGGCUGAGAUAAAGCUGAUCAGUACUACAGUGUUUGUGGAUCCGUAUGAGGAGGCAGAUGCACAGAUCGCAGCUGAGCGAGAGAAGGAGCUUCAGAAGCAGGAAGAAGAAAGAGCUCAGACUUCAGCCUCCACCAGCAAAGCUAAAGCUGAACAAGGACCCAAAACAUUCAGACCGGGGGUCGGCAAAUAUGUCAACAUGGCAGCCACUAAACGCUCGGCUGUUGAAGAGGACAACAAGCCGUCGUCCAGCGGCGAAUCGGCAGCAAAGAAAGUCAAAGCAAGGACAGGGUUUGGGAAUUUCAGCUCCUGGUAGGACUUCCAGGGAAGAUCAAGAACAUCUCUACUGUACAGAAAUGACUCUUUUGACUUGAUGUUGUCCACAGUUUUUUCUGGAUAUCAUGGAUUCUUCUCACAUCUGUUUUGUUUAAAAAAAUCCUUCUUUCUAUCUAGUUUAAUAUUUUACCAGUAAUUGUUUAUUCACAAUUUCAAUUAACGUAUUUCACUCAGGAAUAAAUCAGAUUUCCUAA